This is a messenger RNA of Mus musculus (house mouse), 4310 nucleotides long. RefSeq names its product lymphocyte antigen 6 family member G5B (gene Ly6g5b). The record is from RefSeq and is marked validated. NCBI's taxonomy places the organism in Eukaryota, Metazoa, Chordata, Mammalia, Rodentia, Muridae. Bases 3420 to 3839 code for a protein of 139 amino acids. The transcript is spliced from 2 exons. Gene Ontology annotation, cellular component: external side of plasma membrane; extracellular region; protein-containing complex.
CAACCCCAACCAGAGCGACUUGAUCGAACAGGCAGCUGAGAUGCUUUAUGGGUUGAUCCACGCCCGCUACAUCCUCACCAACCGAGGCAUCGCACAAAUGGUGAGGCUCUGCUCCUUCUGCAGGAAGGGAAACAGGUGCAUGGGUCCGAGGCCUGGUUCCUACCUGGCAAGGAGCGUGGCAGAGGAGAGAGGGAGAGACCCAGAGCUGGGCUGAGGAGUGAAUCCUCACUCAGGGUCCCAUUGAAGGUGUUUUAAGGAAGGGAGAUGAAACCGGAAAACGAAGGAGUUUGCAGGGAACAAAUAGCAAAUGGCCCCUGGGCUCUGCAGACUGCCCCACAAAGGAAAGGCACUUGAGUUUGAGGACCUAUCUCGACAGAGAGGGGGCUUCUAGUCAGAAGUGGGAGACAUGGGGGGGGGGGACCAUGAAAUGAGUUGAGAUUGCCUCUUCAUGCUCACCCACCAGUCCCUUCUGUUUUACACACCUUAGUUGGAAAAGUACCAGCAGGGAGACUUUGGCUACUGUCCUCGUGUAUACUGUGAGAACCAGCCAAUGCUUCCUAUCGGUGAGUGUUGAAAGCCAGAAGCUGCCUUCCUGUACUCAGUGCCCGAGUCCUUUGGGAGGUUGGGGAGCGCUAGGGAUACCUGGUCUGCAGUCUGGCUGUCUAUCUCCCAGGCCUUUCAGACAUCCCAGGCGAGGCCAUGGUGAAACUCUACUGCCCCAAGUGCAUGGACGUGUACACACCCAAGUCCUCCAGACACCACCACACGGACGGCGCAUACUUCGGCACUGGUUUCCCUCACAUGCUCUUCAUGGUGCAUCCAGAGUACCGGCCCAAGCGACCUGCCAACCAGUUUGUACCCAGGUAGGGAGCAAAGACAGUCACAAAGGAUCAAAGAGCCAAGGUCUAGAGAGAAUUGAGGACAAGCAUAGCCCUUUCUUGAGGCUUGCCUAUCCCAAAGUCAGGGCUUUUUCCUGCUGAGUGGCUGGGGAAGUUACUUGCUUGUGAGUCCAUUUUCUUAUCUAUGAAGCAGGGAUGCCAACAGUACCUGCCUAGCAACAGUUUUAAAUGUAUGGCACUUGACUAUUUAAACAGUGACUGUUGCUGUUCCCAUUUUGGAUGCUUAGCUUUGUGAUUUAGUGAGACUUAUCAUCCUGGUAUCUUUUUUUUUACUGUAUACCAGGGGAGAAAGAUUCUAUUUUGAACAGGUACUAAAUCUUCUUUUUUUUUUUUUUUUUUUUUUUUUUUUCCGAGACAGGGUUUCUCUGUGUAGCUCUGGCUGUCCUGGAACUCACUUUGUAGAUCAGGCUGGCCUCGAACUCAGAAAUCCGCCUGCCUCUGCCUCCCAAGUGCUGGGAUUAAAGGCAUGUGCCACCAUGCCCGGCAGUACUAAAUCUUAAUAAAAUUGAAAUUUCCUGUGUGGGUUGGAAGUUUCCCCUGGCCUCAUGCCUGCCGAACCAUCCUCUCUCUCUGAGCUAUACUUUCACUGUGAGUUUUUGGUUGGUUGGUUGGUUUGGCACAGGUGUUGUGAGAGGCACAGGGAAUGUUUUUUUUUUUUUUAAGAUUUAUUUAUUUAUUUAUUUAUUAUAUGUAAGUACACUGUAGCUGUCCUCAGACACUCCAGAAGAGGGAGUCAGAUCUUGUUACGGAUGGUUGUGAGCCACCAUGUGGUUGCUGGGAUUUGAACUUCCGACCUUUGGAAGAGCAGUCGGGUGCUCUUACCCGCUGAGCCAUCUCACCAGCCCCCACAGGGAAUGUUUGACAGGGUCGUUGUUGGCUAAGUUGAUCUCAAGCUAUAAAUAAGACUAUAAAUGAGGCAGGCCAUUACCUGGCCUGGAAUUUUAAUUUUAGUGGAUGUUUAUGGUACAUUUUUUUAAGCUGGGGAUGGUUACACAAGGGGAGGCAGAGGUAAGCAGAUCUCUUUAUUUUGAGGCCAAGGCCCUGUUAGACACAGAAGCCCUGUCUUGAAAAACUAGCCCUUCCCCAAAUAAGAGAAAGAGAGAGACAUGUUUCAUGUAUUCAUGUGCAAGGAGAUUGGGGUCCUGUGGAGUCGAUGUGAGGAGGCUGGGAUGGCCGCCACUGGCAGAGCUAGCAGAGAGCUUACCGUGCUGCCUCUCUGACCUCCUUCACCCAGGCUCUAUGGUUUCAAGAUCCAUCCAAUGGCUUACCAGCUGCAGCUCCAAGCCGCCAGCAACUUCAAGAGCCCAGUCAAGACUAUUCGCUGAUUGCCCACCCACCUCUCCCUCUGUCUGUGACACCACCAUUCCUCUGCUGCCACCCUUUCAGGAAGUCUAUGGUUUUUAGUUUAAAUUAAAGGAAUUGUUACUGUGGUGGGAAUAUGAAAUAAAGGAAGAAAAGGCCAUGAGCUGUCUCCUACUGUGUGUUGCUGGGGUCGGGAAGGGGUGGGCUACUGCACUCCAGGGACCCUCUUGCUCUAGCCCAUCUUCCCUAGGUUGGAAGCAGCCCAGAUUGCGGCUUCAUGAAUCUGUACCAUGUACAGAUAGUGUGUCAGAGCAGCACUCUAGGUUGGGUGAGCGCAAGUGCAGGAUUGAAGGGAAAGGUUUCAGAGGUUGGAGAACACCUGCUCUCUUGGGGCUGUGGCUGUGGCUGCUGUAGGGACUUCAUGGGAAGUCCCCUCAGUCUUGCUGUUAAAGGGAAUGUAACCCUACAAUAAAUAAAACUGGAGAGGAGGCAGAGAGCCCCAACUGUUGCUCAGUGGUGUCUGUGUGCCCCCUGCUGGGAGACCUGAGAGCCGUCUGGAAAAGGUUGGAAGGCUUGUCUCUGGCCAACCUCUCCCAGCAUAAUGGGGGCCAAGCCUACUGUGUGGGUGGACAGCAGGUAGUGGCAGAGACAGGUCCCUGAAGUGGGGGUACAGGCCUUUCAAGGCAUGUCUAGGAUGAAGACACCUGAUAAAGAGCCAGCUGGUGCUCUUCUGUGGCCUACACAGGAACCAGACAAUGUGGGUGAGGACAGGCCUUCUUCCUGCCAAUAGAUGACUUCCUCCUCUGGUCAGGAUCUUGCCUCAGGCAGGAGUGCACCUCUGCACCCACAUCAGUUUCUGCUCAGACUGCCUGUCAAACCCAUUCUGCCUCUGAAGAUCAAGAAAGGUGGGGCUUGGGGGUACUUUGUGGGAGUUGCUCCUCUCCCCCAAAUUCCAUAAUGAGGGCCCGCGUGCUUGUAGGUAUGCUGACCAUGGUGGGCUUUGCGAUGGGGAAGGGUAAGUAAGACCAGGGUCUGGGAGGAGUGGGGACAGCUGGUCCUGGGUGUGCUUGAAAGAGCUCCUGGCUCCAUCUCCUUUAUCCUCUGUGCCAAGCUCCAGUUGCCAGAGUCCGUACCUGCCACCUGUGCCUCUUAGAAGACCCUUCGCUAGGCUGCAUUUCUGGCUCAGAAAAGUGCACCAUCAGCCUUCCAUCGCCGUGUAUGGUGAUCACCAUCUAUAAAAAUACUACUGUUCGCUUCCACGUACGGGGCUGUGGACAGCAUCAUUCCUACCGAUGUCAAGAAAGGCAUGUGAUCUACCAAUCAGACUACUUGUAUAAGGCUGAUUGCUGCCAGUACGAUUACUGCAACUCCUGGUCCAGUGCUCAGCACCAGAGCACCCUGCGUGGGUCCCCAGGAAGCCAUCUGGGCAUGCCCCUGUCAGCGUCUCAGAUAAAACAGUUUUACCAGGCCCUGAACCUCUCUCUGCCUCAGCCUGGCUUCCAUGCUCAUAAGGUGUCUGAGGGCCUGGAGUCUCUCAUUCUGCCCCCGGAGCUGGGCUUGUCCAUUGCCGACCUUCGCCAAAUAUACUUGUUCCUCAACAGUUCAGGACUUCUGGUCCUUCCCUGGGAUAGACCCUGAUGUGUUCCCCUUCCUAGAUUCUGCUCUGUCUGAGAGACUCUUCCUUUGAGGGGCCCAGCAUCCUGCUCUGCGGUCUGUGAACACUCAGAUCCUCUGAGCCCUCUGAUCUCUUAAGCUUUCUGCUCUACAUGGCCAAAUUCUGUAUGGCCCCUGGAUCUGGGGCUGGUUUGUCCUCCUCCUUUUCAGGAAACUUAAGGACGGUUCUCACCAAGGCUGACUUGACAAUGAAUCCCAUUUUGAGUGUCACUGUCUCCGUGUACCCUCAGUCUGGUCAUAUGCCAUAUCCGAGCCUCAGCAGCCAGGCCCAAGGGUGGACUUGCAUACCUUUACAUCUGGCACAGCGACCUAUCUCACUAUCUCCACCAUCCUGGUCCGCUGUCCUUGGUCUCAUCAUUUCACCUGACUGCCUGCCUUGUGAGGGGUUGUAGGGGCUCCCAUGUCUCCUCCGUAAUAAAUCAAAACUUGGCAAAA